CGGCCGGCGAGGGGCCGGGACGGCGGGGCGCGUGCGGCGGUUUCGUUGCCGACCCGGCGGUCGCUCAGGGGGGACCCGCCGCGAUCCCGCUCCUUCGCCCACACCGAAGGGCGCAGCCGCGCUUCCCCGCAGCGGCUCCCGGCGCCCCGGGAACUACUAUCAUGGACAGGACCGCCGUGGCCAAGAUGGGAGCGGUGGCGAGCGCCAGCGUGUGCGCGCUGGUGGGCGGGGUGGUGCUGGCGCAGUACAUCUUCACCAUGAAGAAGAAGACGGGUAAGAAGACCAAGAUCAUCGAGAUGAUGCCAGAAUUUCAGAAGAAGACUGUCCAUAUUAAGGACCCAGCAAGAGUAGAGGAGAUUAUUUGUGGCCUCAUCAAAGGUGGAGCUGCCAAACUUCAGAUUAUUACAGAUUUUGAUAUGACAUUAAGUAGAUUUUCCUACAAUGGAAAAAGAUGUCCAACUUGUCAUAACAUCAUUGAUAACUCUAAGAUCAUCACAGAUGAAUGUCGGAAAAAGUUGUUGCAGCUGAAAGAAACUUACUAUGCCAUUGAAAUUGAUCCAGCUCUCACCAUUGAAGAGAAAUACCCAUAUAUGGUAGAAUGGUACCAUAAAUCUCAUGCACUGCUCAUUGAACAAGGCUUACAGAAGGACAAGUUUGCAGAAAUUGUAAGGGAAUCUGAUGUUAUGCUGAAAGAAGGGUAUGAGAACUUCUUUGAUAAGCUCAGUGAACAUAAUAUUCCUGUGUUCAUAUUUUCUGCUGGGAUUGGUGACAUUCUUGAGGAAGUAAUCCACCAGGCUGGGGUCUACCAUUCUAACGUCAAAGUGGUUUCCAACUUCAUGGAUUUUGAUGAAAAUGGAAUAUUAAAAGGAUUUAAAGGAGAAUUGAUUCAUGUUUACAACAAACAUGAUGGUGCCUUGAAGAACACAGAGUACUUCAAACAGCUAAAAGACAACAGCAAUAUCAUACUGCUGGGUGAUUCUCAAGGAGACUUGAGUAUGGCAGAUGGAGUAGCAAAUGUUGAGCACAUUCUUAAGAUUGGCUAUCUCAAUGAUAAAGUAGAUGAGCUUUUGGAAAAAUACAUGGACUCUUAUGAUAUUGUCUUGGUGAAAGAUGAAUCCCUGGAAGUUGCCAACUCCAUUCUACAGAAAAUCCUGUAAAUUGCAGUCUCAAGUCACUCCAUUCCUUCCAGGAGGCAACUGGACAGAAGAGCACACAUGUGCUAUCUUAGAUGUGUUUAUUAUUAAUUUACAGAACUGUUUGAUUUAAUUUAAAACUUUUAUCUUCAUUUUGGUAUUAUGGAAUAUAUAUUGUAUCAAUUACCAACUACAAGCUCCUUUUACUGCAAUUUCACUGUUCUUUAUUGUCUCACACUCCUGUUAUAACGAGAUCUAAAUUGGAUUUAUAGAUGUGAUAAACUGCUGCUGAUGGGAUACUGUGGUUCACUGUCCUUUUUAAUCAGGCCUUUCGGAGCAGCAUUUUAGAAAACGUGGCUAUUUUGUACAAUUGAAGGUGUAAAUACUCUGUAAAGAGAGUGUGCAUUUGUUGCCUUUUCAAAGACAUUUCAGUCUCAGCUGUACUUUGAAGGAUCUUACUCAUAUGCUACAUAAUUUCACACUAGUUUUUCAUACAUAUAUUUUUCAUCAGUAAAAAUGCUUUUAUUCACCCAAUUCAGGCAAAGUGUUUCUUUUUCAUUCUCUAUCCAUACUGUUUCUUCAUCCUCUGUGAAAUGGGAAGAAUGUUUUAAGUUAGUGUGUCUGAGAUAAAUUUUCUCAUCUUUGUAACAACAGAUAGUUUCACAAGCUGAUAAUCCACAGCCUGCCCUGCAAUGACCAGGCUGCUCACAGUCCCAUCCAACCUGACCUUGGAUGUUUCCAGGGAUGGGGCAUCUUCCACCAUGCUGGGUGACCUGUGCCAUUUUCACCACCCUCACCACAAAAAAAUCUUUUGAAAGCUUUUCCCCUGUACUGAGCACAUUACAGCACCUCUCAGCAUUGUGUACAGAGUACAGCUUAAUACAGCCACAAUUUCAGAAGCUUGCUCAGAUAUGUUGUAGCAUGAGUUAAAGAUGAUGUUGUGACCCUGCUCCUGUGAGGUCUGGGCUGUACUAAAUCUGUUCAUUAAUAAAAGAGAGCAAAUCAUGCAACUCCCCUAAUGUGCAAUAUAAUCAUUGUUCCCCUUUGCUUUCUUUUAUACAGAGCAGAAACUGUGCCACCUUCCGUUCCCUGAGGAACUGUAAUGAAAAUGUGGGAGAUUUUAGAUCUGCAUUCUUUUCCACCAGAAUUAAAACACAUAUCAAGAAA
Passer montanus (Eurasian tree sparrow) is the source of this 2300-nucleotide messenger RNA. It is a transcript of the gene NT5C3A, whose product is annotated as 5'-nucleotidase, cytosolic IIIA. Gene Ontology annotation, molecular function: 5'-nucleotidase activity; magnesium ion binding. Gene Ontology annotation, cellular component: cytoplasm. The coding region runs from base 162 to 1157 and encodes 331 amino acids. The record is from RefSeq and is a predicted model, not a curated record. Lineage: Eukaryota; Metazoa; Chordata; Aves; Passeriformes; Passeridae. The transcript is spliced from 9 exons.